Molecule: messenger RNA, 2593 nt
Organism: Danio rerio (zebrafish)
Lineage: Eukaryota; Metazoa; Chordata; Actinopteri; Cypriniformes; Danionidae
Source: RefSeq, a predicted model, not a curated record
GUUGAACCCUGCCCUGAUUAAUAAAGAGACUAAGCUGAAAAGAAAAUAAAUGAGUGAAUAUUAAAGUGACAAAUCAAUACUUGUUAGUGGUUAAAUGUAUAAUAGAUGUUAAUUCUUUGGGUUAUUUAUAAACCCACAUUACUCCCAUCAAAGUAGCUUAAAUAUCAAACAGAUACAAGUCUAGAAUUUGACAGAAGCAGAAUUAUGGAAAACAAAUCAUUUUUGAUCACAAAACAAACAUUAAAGCAGCUUUAAUUUAUAAUCAACAUAGUUAAUAAAGCAGCAUGGACUUUAUUAUAAUGCUGGGUUCACAUCAAACACAAAGCACAUUUCAUACAGUGAACAGGCCUACCAUUAAACAUUAUAAACCUUCACUAUUAAAACAGAAACAUUCAUUAUAAACCACAAAGCCACUUUCAGACCACAAAACCUUUCUCUGUUGCUGAGUGAAUGACUUGCAGGCAGCCAAUCAGUAUUCGCGACGCCACUCAUAGCAGCCAAUCAGCAUUCGCUGAGCCACACACAGGCUAAUAUCCCGCCUCGGCGCUCAGUGUAUGAAGUGGAUGGAGUAUGAGUCGGAUCGCUGAUGAAUGCUAAACUUUGCCGUUUGCUGUAUAAUUAUUCUUCUAUUACGGGUGUUGUGCGUCUUUUCAAAAAGAACGAGAUUAGAAGCGGAGAUGAUGAACUAGUUAAGGUUGGAAAUACCUUGCUAAGUUUUUUUUUUUUAUGAAAAGAAGAGACAAGAUUGUUUUUCGCCUGCACUCAGUGUCGAAAGGAAUCGAUUGGGAUGCAAAGUAGCCGUAAGAUUUACAAGAUGGUCCGCACUGGAGAGAAACCAAUCACAUGUACCCAGUGUGGGAAGAGUUUCUCACAAUCAUCAAACCUUAAUAGACAUAUGAUGAUCCACACUGGAGAGAAACCACACACAUGUACACAGUGUGGAAAGAGUUUCACACAGUCAUCAUCGCUUAAUAAACACAUGAUGAUCCACACUGGAGAGAGACCAUUUAUAUGCACUCAGUGUGGUAAGAGUUUCACACGAUCCUCAAACCUUAUUGAACACAUGUUGAUUCACACUGGAGAGAAACCUUUCACAUGCACCCAGUGUGGAAGGAACUUCAGACAAGCAGCACACCUUAAUCAACACAUCGUGAUCCACACUGGAGAGAAGCCACACAGAUGUGAUCAAUGUGGUAAAACAUUUGCAAGGCGUUCAUUUCUGAAGUUUCAUCUAAGAGUUCACACAAAUGAGAGACCGUAUUCAUGUUCUGUGUGUGGAAAGAGCUGUACACGGCAGUCGAGUUUAAGAAAACAUCAGAAGAUCCACACUGGUGUGAGAGAGCAUGUCUGCUUUGAGUGUGAGAAGACUUUCGUUACAGCUGAUGAUUUGAAACGGCACCAAAGGAUUCACACUGGAGAGAAACCGUACAUGUGUUCACACUGCGACAAGAGAUUCAGUCAGAGUGGAAGCCUGAAAGCACAUGAGAGGACUCACUCUGUAAUCUGCUAGCCUGACUUGUAUGUUUUGUUCCUUUAAUCAUUCCUCAUGAUAACCAGUUGUUUUCUAGAGAGUCUUUAAAUAGUCUUUAAAAAGGGCUUCGCAUCAGGCAGUGUGCUUCUUCACAAAGUCCUCCUGUAGCUUUAAAGGACUCCUAUCACGCCAAAUCAACUUUCGGGAGCUGUUUGGACAGAACUGGAGUGAUUUAAAGCUCUUGCACUUCUGUGAUGCACCAUUAAUGUGGAAAGGAUUUUGGAGCACAACGUGCUGCUUUUUUUGCCAGGGGCACCAUGCAUAUUCCAACAAGACACUGCAAAACCACAUUCUGCACACAUUACAAAGUCCUGGAUGAGGAGGAAGAUGAUACAGGUACUUGACUGGCCUGCCUGCAGUCCUGACCUGCCUCCAAUAGAGAAUGUGUGCCGCAUUUUGAAGUGCAAAUCGCAACAAUGAUGACCUUGUAUUGUUUCUCACCUUAAGACUUGUUUGCAGGUAGAAUGGGACAAAACUACACCUGAAACUCUUCAUCACUUGCUGUCUUCAGUCCCUAAUCGUCUUUUAAGUGUUGUGAAAAGGAAUGGCCACAUUACAACGUGGUAUGAUGCAUUUCAUUCAUGGAUGUCCACUCCAGGAUUGAGUAACACAAGUCCUUUCUUAUGUCUUUACUACUGUAUAUACACAGAUUUGGCUGACUAGUUGAUAAUGAUUAAAGCUUUUGCCACAGAAGUAUCUGAAAAUCCCCCUGUUUACUCGUUCACUGUAAACAAUAUACUGAUUUUACAAGUAAGGCACAGAAAGUGAGGGCUUUAUCAUGAAUAUUGAUGCCGUUCUCACUCUUGAUAAAGACCGGCCUCUAGUGGGUCAUCAGUGUGACUGUGUGAAUGAAGAGACCCAGAACAUGAGCUUCUGUGUUUGUCUUUAUUUACAGUUUCAUUUUAGUCCACAAUAUAAAUAAUGAUGGUCAAAGCCUCACAGUGAUCUGAACAUUUACAUUACUCUCUACCAAGUUUCUUCAGAUUUGAGCCCCUGCCUUGUUUCUUCCUCAAGAGAAAUUAUUAUUAUUGUUUACUACUAAUAGUAAUAAAAUAAUUGAUG